Messenger RNA from Poecilia reticulata (guppy), 1581 nucleotides. The record is from RefSeq and is a predicted model, not a curated record. Lineage: Eukaryota; Metazoa; Chordata; Actinopteri; Cyprinodontiformes; Poeciliidae.
AUGCUUUUCAUCUUUGCACCUCCAGUUGCUUUGGGUUUGUUGCUGCUGCUGUCUCUGUACCAAAGCCACUCUUCCUCUCCUUGGAACUUUACUGAAGUCUUGAAAAAUUGUUUGAAUGAUACCGACUACGAAGCACUAGAGAACAUAAUAAACACAGGCCUUCCAAAAAUAACCAAACAUUAUCGUGUUGUUAUCGUUGGGGCCGGCAUGGCUGGACUCACUGCUGCCAAACUUCUGCAAGACGCUGGACAUGAGGUAACCGUUUUGGAGGCAAGUGAGCGCGUUGGAGGACGGGUGUUGACCCACAGGAAUGAUGAAGAGGGCUGGUAUGUCGAAUAUGGGGCCAUGAGGAUCCCAAGUUCUCAUAAGAUUCUGCUAAAGGUUAUCAACCAACUGCACCUGACAGUGAAUAAAUUCAACAUGACUGAUAACAACACCUAUUACCUGGUGAAUGGGAAGAAGCACAAGACUUCAGAAGUGAAGAAAAAUUCCAGCAUCCUGAAUUAUGACUUACCAGUGAACGAGACAAAUAAACAGGCCAGUCAGCUGCUGAAGGAGGCUUUACUGAAGGUGACAGAUUAUCUUACAACUAACACAUGUGAGAAUGCUCUGAAGAUGUUUGAUCACUUCUCUGUAAAGGAAUAUCUGCGAGAAGAAACCAAUUUGAGUUCGGAAGCCAUUAGGAUGAUGGGAGACAUACUGAAUGAAAACAGCAUCAUGGCCAACGCUCUGACUGAGAUGAUUUACCUCAUGAAUGACGUCAACGACUCUGUGGAAUACAGUGAAGUGACUGGAGGGACAGAUCUAAUCCCCAAAGCUCUUAACAAUACUCUCAAAAAGGACACGGUCAAAGUGAACUCUACAGUCAAGAAAAUCUACCGAAAUGUGACAAAUCAUCCAGUUGUGGUGACAUAUAAGUCUGACCAAAGAGACGGUCUUUCUAAUAUUACAGCCGAUGCGGUUCUGGUGACAGCCUCUGCCAAAGCUGCGCUCUUUAUUGAUUACGAACCGCCUCUCUCCACCUCCAAGGUAAAGGCUCUGAGGUCAAUCCACUAUGGAGGCUCCACCAAAGUUGUCCUCACCUUCAGUGAAAAGUUCUGGGAGAAAGAAGGCAUCUAUGGAGGAAAGAGCGUCACUGACCGACCCUCUCGAUUCAUCUACUACCCCAGCCACAGCUUCCCAAAAAACAAUACGAUCGGCGUCCUCCUGGCUUCCUACACCUGGGCUGAAGACUCCCAUCUCCUCCUGAGUUUGACCAAUGAGGAUCUGAAAGAGUUGGUCCUGAAAGACUUGGCAUUGAUCCACGGCGACCACGUCAAGUCCCUCUGCACCGGCAUUCUGGUGAAGAAGUGGAGUCUGGACCCCCACAGCCACGGCGCCUUCGCUCUCUUCACUCCUUACGAGCACCUGGAGUACGCCCAGCAGCUCCAGAAGAAUGAGGGCCGGAUUUAUUUUGCUGGUGAACACAUAGGCUUCCCCCACGCCUGGAUUGAGACGGCUAUAAAAUCUGCAAUCCGAGCAGCUAAAAACAUAACUACUGAUGCAAUGAAACCCCUUAACAUGGCCAGAGAUGAGCUGUAA